Molecule: messenger RNA, 2013 nt
Organism: Trypanosoma brucei brucei TREU927
Lineage: Eukaryota; Euglenozoa; Kinetoplastea; Trypanosomatida; Trypanosomatidae
Exons: 1
Coding region: 1-2013 (670 amino acids)
Source: RefSeq, a predicted model, not a curated record
AUGAUUCUCCGGGGACGGUUAAGCGCUGCCCUAAUACUUUCUAGUUACAGGACGGUAGUGACACCAAUCGCUCCACCACACUACGUUCGUCGUCGAAUACGGGAAAGUAUGGUUCGCCAUGUUCUAACCGCAGCACAACCUUUGACAGUGAGUGAUCUCAUAGAUCUUGUGCGAGGAACUUGUGAUGUUGAAGGUUACGCGUCAGCCCACCGUGAAGAACUAGGUGACGCCAGUUUUCCGAAUUCAUCAUCUGAUGAGCAACCCCCAACGCACGCGGUCGGGACAGAGAAAGAGAGGCAAGUUAGACAUCUCACCAACUUUCUGGUAGCCAACACUCCCGAACAGGGUGACACUUCGUCAUCAUCAUAUAAGAAGCAAUCAAACUACUUGAUAGAAUCAACGGUUCGACUUCUGCUCGCCGUUGACCCCCAGUUUCGCGUUUCGGUGGGAGGGUAUGUGUGCUACCCCAAUUUGCCAUCGAUGAUCAUUGCAUCAACGAAUGUUGAACGUAACGAAUCAUGGGUGCGGUCGAUGCGCUCUCUUGUGCGGGCGGAGGAGGCCGCACAUAGGACUACCGUGGACUGUAAUGACAACAGAACCACACGACGUAUCGUCUCUGCACGAGCAGAAGAGGGUGCGCCCUCCCGGGGGUGGAGCUAUAUUGUAAGUCUUUGGUGCAUGUUGGAUCCCCUUUCGGAAACUCCGGAGGAAAAUGAUGUGGGGCGAAGGGAUCUCAAGCAAGAUACACAAUGCUCUAAAAGAAACGCGAGUCGCGGGGGGGGCUCCUUCUCCGAACACCUUGCCGAGCUCUGGAUUAAAACAUAUGACUCGAAGGAACUGCCCCCUCUUUUAUGUGGAGGCUCACCGACGGGUGGUUGGCCUGGGGCUCGUCCUUGCGAGUUCCGUGAGUGUACUGAGGGAAACGAUGCGCUUCGACGCUGGUGCGCCGAGACGCGUGAGGGAUAUGUGAACGACUUACUCUUGGCGAAGGCAGUUCUCGCGCCAGCGGCGAGGACGCUUUUGCAACAGGUUAAUUUUCACAUGGCGUAUUUGUUCAACCUCAUUGUAGGUGUGCCUAUUACAUUGGGGCGGUUGUCAGCCCUUGUGCAGUGGGAAAGCCAUCCGUUUGCAAUGCACUACCGCUCGUUUCUUCAUUUCGUCGUUCUGUUUACUGGUUGCUCUGCAGUCCUGCAAAUGGAGCGCUAUGAAAUGCGACGGCGAGAGGUGCAAAAACGGUGGAGAAGUUUGCUAUGGGUUCAGGUGCACGAGGAGUGGGAGCGCCAGCGGCAACAGCAGCUGGUGGGCCGUUUUGCCUCGCGCACUCUCGUAGAUGAGGCACACGCUAAUACACGUACCGGGCAGGUUGAAGCGGCUGUGGCGAAUGUAAGUGGCACUAGUGACGAUUAUGGUGAUAUAGGUGGUACUCCGAGAGUUUCUCUGGGCGCAGAGCAUUACCGAUUCUGGGUAACCGGCACUAGUGGCCCAUCUGUGAGUCCGAAGUUUGCGGACGUGUGUCGAUGUGUUUUCCUUAUGCCGUCGGCGGGUAUGGCACCGGUGGACGUGACAACGCGAAGUCCCUCUGAGGUGAUGGACGACCUUGCGGCUAUGGAGCAACGAAACGGUGAAGAAAAGGGAGGCACGGUGAAUGAUAUCGUCGUGUUUGCUGCUACUCCCUUUGUGCUCGAGCAGCGAAUAUGUCGUCUUGUAAGACUGUGGUGGUUACUUGAGGGACAGCGCACAUCUCAAGACCGCACGAAUGAUGUUGUUAUUACUAUACGGCGGCUCUCCCAGCUUUGUUUGUGGGAACACGAGUACGGCAAUCCAGCUGCGUCACGCAUGAUGCUCCACUACCUUCAAUCUUUCGAAUAUACAGAGGGCGUCAUAAAGCUGGUGCCACCACCUGAACAGUCAGUGACAAAGCCUGAUAGUGUUGACACUGCCGGGCAGUGGUUGGUAGUUGUUUCUCGGGCAAAGAAGACGGGAAAGAAGAGCGCGGAAAUUGAUGGUUCUUGA